Bufo gargarizans (Asiatic toad) is the source of this 2895-nucleotide messenger RNA. RefSeq names its product gastrula zinc finger protein XlCGF26.1-like. The transcript is spliced from 3 exons. Lineage: Eukaryota; Metazoa; Chordata; Amphibia; Anura; Bufonidae. Bases 150 to 1952 code for a protein of 600 amino acids. Gene Ontology annotation, biological process: negative regulation of transcription by RNA polymerase II; regulation of cytokine production; regulation of immune system process. The record is from RefSeq and is a predicted model, not a curated record.
AUAAGGUGUCAGGAUGUCGCUGUCUAUUUCUCCAUGGAGGAGUGGGAGUAUUUAGAAGGACACAAGGGUCUACACAAGGAGGUCAAGAUGGAGGAGGACCAGCCCCUCACAUCUCCAGAGAGAUCCAGUCAGAGGACAACACCAGAGAGAUGUCCGCGUCCUCUCCUUCCACAGGACAGUCAGAUGACUGUACUGGGCACUUGGAGAAACAUCUCAUAUCUACAUAUUAUAAUGCAGAUGAUCCAGGUGUCAUAUCAGAUACAUAUGAAGAGCGUGCCAUUAUCCCAGAUGUACCCUCAGACCUUCACAGCAAAAAUCUAUCAUCUCAUCCUUUAAAACAGGUCCAAUCUUCUAAUUCAUCACAUACUCUGUAUUUACUUACUGAGAAUAAAACUCACAGAAGAGGUUCUGGAACCCAAAGAGCUCAGAAAAAGCCAUAUUCAUGCUCAGAAUGUGGGAAAUGUUUUACUUGGAAAUCAGGCCUUCUUCAACAUCAAAGACAUCACACAGGGGAGAAGCUGUAUUCCUGUUCAGAAUGUGGAAAAUGUUUUACUAACAAAUCGCAUCUUGAAAACCAUCAGAGAAUUCACACAGGAGAAAAGCCGUUUUCAUGUUCAGAAUGUGGAAAAUGUUUUACGAAAAAAACACAUCUUGAAACCCAUCAGCGAAUUCACACAGGAGAGAAGCCGUUUUCAUGUUCAGAAUGUGGAAAAUGUUUUGCUAGAAAAAUGCAUCUUGAAAACCAUCAGAGAAUUCACACAGGAGAGAAGCCGUUUUCAUGUUCAGAAUGUAGGAAUUCUUUUACUGAUAAAUCAAGUCUUGAAAGCCAUCAGAGAAUUCACACAGGAGAGAAGCCGUUUUCGUGUUCAGAAUGUGCGAAAUCCUUUACUAGAAAGUCAGUUCUUCUUCAACAUAAAAGAAGUCACACAGGAGAGAAGCCGUAUUCUUGUUCAGAAUGUGGAAAAUCUUUUCCUCGGAAAGAAAGUCUUCAGCGACACCAGAGACUUCACACAGGGGACAAGCCGUAUUCAUGUUCAGAAUGUAGAAAAUCUUUUACUGUGAAAUCAAUUCUUGAGAGACAUCAGAGAAUUCACACAGGAGAGAAGCCGUUUUCGUGUUCAGAAUGUGCAAAAUCCUUUGCUAGAAAGUCAGUUCUUCUUCUACAUAAAAGAAGGCACACAGGAGAGAAGCCGUAUUCAUGUUCAGAAUGUGGAAAAUCUUUUACUCAGAAAGCACAAUUUCGGAGCCACCAGAGAUUUCACACAGGGGACAAGCCGUAUUCAUGUUCAGAAUGUGGAAAAUCUUUUACUGAGAAAUCAAGUCUUGAGAGACAUCGGCAAAUUCACACAGGGGAGCUGUAUUCAUGUUCAGAAUGUGGGAAAUGUUUUAAUCAGAAAUCAUCUCUUAAGAGCCAUCAAAAAAUUCACACAGGGUACAAGCCGCAUUCAUGUUCAGAAUGUGGGAAAUGUUUUAUUGAGAAAUCGAGUCUUCAGAAACAUCAGAGAAUUCACACAGGAGAGAAGCCGUUUUCGUGUUCAGAAUGUGGAAAAUGCUUUACUAGAAAGUCAGUUCUUCGUCUACAUCAAAGAAGUCACACAGGAGUGAAGCCGUAUUCAUGUUCAGAAUGUGGCAAAUGUUAUACUGAGAAAUCAAGUCUUGAUGGCCAUCAGAGAAGUCACAUAGGAGAGAAGCCGUUUUCGUGUUCAGAAUGUGGCAAAUGUUUUACUUGGAAAUCAUCUCUUGUUCAACAUCAGAGAAUUCACACCGGAGAGAAGCCGUUUUCAUGUUCAGAAUGUGGAAAAUGUUUUAAUGAUAAAACACAUCUUGCAAACCAUCAGAGAAGUCACACAGGAGAGAAGCCGUUUUUGUGUUCAGAAUGUGGCAAAUGUUUUACUCGGAAAUUAUCUCUUGUUCAUCAUCGGAGAAUUCACACCGUGAACAAGCAAUUCUGAAUCCUUCCUGUAAAAUAUGCCAUGAAUUUCCAUAUUUUUUUUCUUACUAUCAUUUAUAGCGAGAAGACUCAGCUUCUUUUAUAAAAAUCUUGCUUAUAUAUUGAAGCAGGAAUUAAAAGAACAUAUCAGUAUAUUCAGUAGUGUAGUUACAGCUGUUAUAAUUGUAGAUCUUAAAGGACUUGUGCAAGAAUGAGGGGCUUUGCCAAUCUCCCCUACUUUACUGGAUCUGUAAAGGGAAGAUUACUUACCUGCUGCUGGCGCUGGCUCUCCGCUCCUUCUCUACCAAGCCUGCAAUGCUCAGCUGGGUUUAUCUUAUUUGACAUUGCCACAGCCGACACUGGCCGCGGCGAAGACUGCAUCCCCUUGUGUUAUGUGACUAUUUGUCAUGACGUAAGGGAAACCAGUAACCAUGAUCGUCCAUGAAUUAUAUAAUAUACAUAUUGGAAUAUAUUGGAAAUAUUUCAGAGGAUAGGUCAUCAGUUAAAAAAUGUCAGAAAACGUUUUUGGGCUCAUUUGCAGCAAAUGGUAAGGGACAUCUGAGGAAUAAUUAUACCCUUAAUCCCACAACUUAAUUGUUUGAAGGAAGUGGAGAGGACUCGGUGGAGAAGUGUUUGCCUGUUGUGUCCCACUCGAUCAGUCUGGUCACCACACUAUGCCUUUUUGGAAUUUUCGUUGCAGCCUGUGACGCCUUCCAGCAUGAUGUCAUAGAACAUCUGACACAUUUAUUGCUGAUUGAACAUUUGGAGAUGUGCCCCUUUCAUUGUAAUAAUCCCCAUUGUGCCCCCUUUAUAGUAAUAAUACCUACUAUGCCCCUUCAUAGCAAUAAUGCCCACUGUGCCCCCUUUAUAAUAAUCCUAAUUGUGCCCCCUUCACAGUAAUAAUGCCCUUUGACUCUGUGCCCCUUCACAUUAGUAAUGCCCUCUGUGCCCCCUCUAUAGUAAUA